Symbiodinium sp. CCMP2592 is the source of this 1164-nucleotide messenger RNA. Lineage: Eukaryota; Dinophyceae; Suessiales; Symbiodiniaceae. The record is from the annotation of a GenBank genome assembly.
AUGCAUGGGCGCUCGACAGAUGACCUGGAGUCUGCUGACUCUCAACAGUCUCAACACGAGACACAGUCCUUCGCACAGGUGGAGUCUUCGGGGCCAUCCUUUGUAGACGCAGGCGAGUCCCAGUGCAACUCCGUGCUCGCCGAAAGCCGCAGCGGUUCCGUGAUCGACAGGACAGAGCCCGAGUCCACUGGGACGCUGCCCUGUGGACCGGACGCAUCGCAGGAGAAUCACGAAGGCUCCGAUUCACUGCCCUCACCGUCGCAUUUGCCAUCGCGGCUUCCGCCCUCGAUUGAAAAGGAGAUAAACGAGCUUCUGGAAAAGCAGGGUGCUGCCGACAUCUCAUCGCAAGACAGCAUCGAGCAGCCGCUGAGCAAUGAGGUGCAUACAUCGCAGCGCAUGCCUUUUGCCGCACCAAAGCGACCCGACAUGGUGUAUUUCCUCACACUGCAGGAGCAGCGACUGGCACUGGCGGCCCUGGCGGCUGAGGAGCAGCCGCCAGGGCCGCGUGAGCCGCGUGAGCCGAGCCCGGCCAGCCCCAGACCGUCCAGACGGCCGCGAGCGGAGCCUCGUUACGAGCUGGAUGCGCACUGCUGCCUCCAAGAAGCCAGAAUUGCCUCGGAGGUGGCCUGGCAGUUCCAGAAGGGUGGAAGCAGCCCAUCAGCCACCACACGAGAGUCGAAACAUGCGCGCAACUUGCCCAGUGUGCCGCCCCUGCAGUGGCACGAGGCUCGCUCUUGGAGCCCGCUAAGAGGUUUGAAAACACCUGGAGGCACGGCCUCGACCUGGAUGGGCUCAGAGCCACCGGGCACCGCCGGGACGGCCUCGAGCGCUGCCAGUGCCUCUGAGGAGGCGGCCGUGUCACCGCGUUUGGGCAGCAAGAAAGGCGUAGCUCGGCCUCGCUCGGGAGUUCGGCCAGUUCUCAUCUUCCCCAUAAAAAAGGACAGGGACGGCCCGGAGCUGCGAUUGCCGGAGAACCGACCGAGACAAGAUGCCUUCACACAGCGACAAAGAAGAACGAACUCGCCAAAGCAAGGCCGUGCUGGCCGAAGAGUUCGAUGGCUGCCUCCGCUGCGCCAACUCUCAGCACCCCAGUCCAGCGUGCUGCCAGACUCGCCGCGGCGUCGUGCUCGGUGCGUCGCCGGCGUGGCCCAGGUUGAUGCUUGA